Apus apus (common swift) is the source of this 4217-nucleotide messenger RNA. It is a transcript of the gene ERLIN1, whose product is annotated as ER lipid raft associated 1. The record is from RefSeq and is a predicted model, not a curated record. Gene Ontology annotation, biological process: SREBP signaling pathway. Gene Ontology annotation, cellular component: endoplasmic reticulum membrane; endoplasmic reticulum. The coding region runs from base 36 to 1163 and encodes 375 amino acids. Gene Ontology annotation, molecular function: ubiquitin protein ligase binding; cholesterol binding. Lineage: Eukaryota; Metazoa; Chordata; Aves; Apodiformes; Apodidae. The transcript has 11 exons.
AUCCCGGGCGGGAUGUCCCGGGGGGCCCGGGCGGGAUGUCGGGGGGGCCCGGGCGGGAUGUUCCGCGGGGCGCGGGGCCUCCCGCGGGUGACGCUCCGUGUCCCGCAGGCGAUGCGAGGAUGAGCAUGGCCCAGGCCGGGGCCGUCGCUGCAGCGGCCGCGGGGCUCCUGGCGUUGCUGCUGUACUGCUCCAUCCACAGGGUCGAGGAGGGACACCUGGCCGUGUACUACAGGGGUGGUGCCCUGUUAAGCAGCCCAAGUGGACCAGGCUACCACAUCAUGCUCCCCUUCAUUACCACAUUCAAAUCCGUGCAGACUACGUUGCAGACUGAUGAAGUGAAAAAUGUGCCUUGUGGGACAAGUGGUGGUGUUAUGAUCUACAUAGACCGAAUAGAAGUUGUGAAUAAGUUGGCACCAUAUGCAGUGUAUGACAUUGUGAGAAACUAUACUGCUGACUACGAUAAGACCUUGAUCUUCAAUAAAAUUCACCAUGAACUGAAUCAGUUCUGCAGUGCCCACACCCUGCAGGAGGUGUACAUCGAGCUGUUUGAUCAGAUAGAUGAGAAUCUGAAGCUGGCCCUGCAGAAGGAUCUCAAUGUCAUGGCACCAGGUCUCACUAUCCAGGCUGUCCGUGUGACCAAACCCAAAAUCCCAGAAGCUAUCCGAAGGAAUUUUGAGCUCAUGGAGGCUGAGAAGACCAAGCUGCUGAUUGCAGCCCAGAAGCAGAAGGUAGUCGAGAAGGAGGCAGAGACAGACCGGAAGAAAGCGCUCAUUGAGGCAGAGAAGGCUGCUCAGGUGGCCAGGAUUCACUAUCAACAGAAGAUUAUGGAGAAGGAAACAGAGAAGCGAAUUUCUGAGAUCGAAGAUGCUGCAUUCCUAGCAAGAGAGAAAGCAAAAGCUGAUGCAGAGUUCUACACUGCUCGGAAGCUGGCUGACUCCAACAAGCUGAAACUGACCCCUGAGUAUCUGGAACUCAUGAAAUACCAGGCAAUAUCUGCCAACAGCAAGCUGUAUUUUGGGGACCGCAUCCCUAACAUGUUUCUGGAUUCCUGUGCCUUCCAGCAACCCAAUCUGGGGACUGCCCAAGAAACCAGCCUUCCCUCGCAGGAGGCCCCAGAGACCUCUAGAGAAAACCACCUCAGAGCAAAAGAAAGCACUAGCUGAGGGAGGUGGAAAGCUAGCUAGUGUGGCUUGACAGCUAGCCCAGCUGUGAACGAGGAUGUUGCCCUGGGCUGGUAGGGCAGAUGCAGCAUGGACAUCUUGUGUAUAGUUGGCAGUUGGGGUGAUUUUCUUCUAGCAACAUGUUGCAAGUUCUCUGCCUCUUCUGUUUCUUCCCUUAUUAAAUUGGUGCUUCCAAAUGAGGGAUAAUCCUGUACUAACACACCUAUACUGGAAUAUUAAAAGACAGACACCAGGAAAGCCUUCUGCAGUAGGUGCAAUUAUUUAGCAAGCAUUACUCUGGAGGCAGGAGAUGUGGCUUUGAGGGCUGUGCUGCUGCAUAUUCAUCAUUUCCCCGGAGCUCCUGGCUGAGCCUGAGCCAAGAGGUUUCCUUCAUCCUGCUGAUGAAGCUUCGCCUUGGUGGACUCAGAGGCAGGUUUCUACCGGCGCUUCUCUUAACUCUCCUCAAGGACUCCAGUGGAAUGGGCUUUCCUUGGCCAGUGGAGGCUGCAUGUUCCUGGUCUGAGCAAGGCCUGGCCACAGAGUGAUUUGGUGUGGAGUAGGUUAUUUGAAUAGCCAUAAUCAUCUUUCCUGUAAGCAGUGGCACUAGAUAACAACUCAGAGCAAGCAACUUCUAAAUGACUUCUCUAACUCCCCCUCUCCAAGCAAGAGCCUCGUGCUGGCCACAUGUGACUGACUGGAACAUAUUUCAGGUGGGUGGCUGGGUCUCAUCUUCCACCCUGCAUCAGAUCCCAGAGUGCAUGGAGCACCUCCAAGCAGCUGGUUGGGAACAGAGCUGGGACACCUUCCCUCAGCACCCAGCUUCCCCGUAGGUCUUUCCACCAGGGAAAAGGGGCUGAAUUUCCACUACUCUGCUUGGCUGGCAAAGUGAAGGGCAAGAGUGAAGGGGAAGAGAAGAGGACUCCACUCUGCAGCAGACCAGACACUUGACACCUUGGCUGCAAAGCAGAGGAGGCCUUGCUGCUCCCUGGUGCAAAAGCCAUCGCUCCAAGAAGUGGGACCUGCCUCAUGAGUCCUUGAACAGCUGUGGUGGUGUCUUGUCGCUGGUCCUCUCAGCACUGGCCAGGCUUUGUGGCAUCACAGGGCUUCUGACUCGCAAGCAGUGCUGUCAGGAGGAGCUUUACACCUGCUGAGUGUUGGAAUCUGUCCAACCUCUGCUCCCUGGGGACCACUGCAGGGUGAGAGAGGUGUGCUCAGGGGGGAGAUCUGCUGGUAUGACCUGCUUUCCUCUUCUCCACCCUCCUCUUUGCUUGUGAGGACAUGCUUGCUUCUAGGACCUGUUGCUUGUUAUGUUCUGCCAUGAUCCCAGAUGACAGUGGCUGGGGAAACAACUGGCAAGAGCUUGUGUUGUGACGCUGUUCCCCAUGUGACAGCACCACUGUGGCCCUGGGGCGCUCUGGGCACUUGGCCCGUUAGUGCUGGCAUUGAGGCCAUCUGCAGCAAGGGCUUUAGCUUCUGCCUUGGUGAAGAGUCUAAAACAACAGCUUGAACUUCACCUCUGCUGAUUUCUCCAAAUGAGUUGUGUCGCCUUCAGGCUUUCCAGUGCUGUUCCCUGUCCUGCGUAGCUUGACUUGGAGGGUGGCAGUGUCUCUCCUCAAAGAAACUUGGUGGCAUAGGGUGACUCCCACUGUCUCAGCCCCUGCCCAAGCUGCCUCUGGUCUCUCACUGGGACAGAGCAGGGAUGCAUUGGUCCUGCCUCUCCUCACUGCUGGCCAGCUUGGGUAAUGCAUGGCUGUGGGGCUUAGCAGCUGGUUGUUGGUCUUUCCUCCAAUUGUCUGCAAGCUCCCAAGGCCCAGUGGGUGCCCUGCUCCAGGUUUUCAUCAAACCCAGCCAUGGCAGGAGCCAGGAAGCAGUACCCUGCUCCAGUGAAAGGCCAGCUGAAGGUACUGAGCACCAAUCCUGGCUUCCAGGGAGGUCCUGGGUGAGGGUACAUCCUUGUGCUCUGAAAAUGAGAGGCAGGGUACUGCUCCUGCCAGGAGGUUUCUCCAGUUUUCACUGAGCACACCUGGUUGCAGGCUUUGUGGCACAGCUCUGUGCCUUGCAGAUCCCAGGGGAACACUUGAGCCCAGCUUUUGCAUGGGGGGGGGGGGGUCAUGUCUUCAGCUGCCAAAGGGUAGAGCAAACUGCCCUCUUGGUGAAGAGCAGCUGCUGAUGUUUGAAAUGUCUCCUGGAAGUGCUGUUUGACGUUCAAGGUCCCCUUUCUCCUGUGGGAAGGGCUUUGAGGAGCCUGUUAAUCUCUCUGACCCUCUACCUCCUUAGUGUUGUUGCCUUGCUGCAGCCAAUUGGGUUGAGUUUGGGGAUGAAGGCAGGCUUUUUAGAACAAAGGCACUCCUGAAAGUGCCUAAAGAUGUAGACUUGUCCUCCGGUGGUCCUCUCUGGGGUUGGGCACUGCCCACUGCUGGCAUCAGCUUGGGUGGACAGGGUACGUUUUGCCAGCCUGGAGACAAGAAGUGAGGGGAACCACUAGAAGCAAUAACCAGGCAGCUCACAGUGCUCCUGCAGGCAUCAGAGCAAGACCCAUGUGCAGGGACCAGGAAAGCCUUCCAGGCCACUGCAGGAAAGGCUGCUUUCCUUUGGAUCUGAGCUUCCCUGCAGCCAUCCAGGUGGCACGGCUUUGCUGUUAGUGGGGAAAUGUCAUCCUGCUCUGGUUGGGUAGGCAGCAGCCACCUCCUACCCCUGUGGGCUGAGGGACACCUGGGAUGCUCCUGUGGUUGCAAGUCCACAGUAACGUGUGAUGCUCAGUGCCUUCUGGAGAUGCCUCCUCCACCUCUCUGCUUCUUCAGCCACCACAUCUAAAGCAGGUGUGCAGGAGGCUUUGCUUCUCCCCAAGGUGGGAGCUGCAGAGCAGGAGCACCAGUGCAGCCAGGAAUGUGGCAUUGAACUGUUUCUUUUCUGCCUGUUAAAAAGGUGAUUCGGGUGACUCAAGGGGUCAGCCACUGGAGUCACACCUUCUUUAAGGAAAGUCGAUAGAAUGUUCAAGUUUACAUGCACAGUGUUAAGUUCUUUUGAUAAAGCAGAAUAAAACUUAUUUUGUUACCA